Messenger RNA from Sphaerodactylus townsendi, 3970 nucleotides. It is a transcript of the gene PLK4, whose product is annotated as polo like kinase 4. Gene Ontology annotation, molecular function: protein binding; ATP binding; protein kinase activity. The transcript has 16 exons. NCBI's taxonomy places the organism in Eukaryota, Metazoa, Chordata, Lepidosauria, Squamata, Sphaerodactylidae. The coding region runs from base 261 to 3083 and encodes 940 amino acids. The record is from RefSeq and is a predicted model, not a curated record. Gene Ontology annotation, biological process: protein phosphorylation.
CGUCAGACGCAGCCUUUCCCAGGAGAGGGAGCAACGGCGCGAUUUUUCAAAAUGGAACCUAGGAAGGAGGGGGUUUCUCCCCGACCCCCGUAGCGGGGAGGGAGAGGCCCGAGGCGCGGCGGCUGCGGCGAGGAGAGACUGUCUGUGAAGCUGAUCUGGGAGACCUGAGCGCCGCCAUGGCGACCUGCAUCGGCGACAAGAUUGAGGAUUUCAAGGUUUAGGAAUACUACUGGAGCAAGACUCCUUUCUGGGGGUUUGGUAUGAUCUCCCUGAAAACAGGCCACAGAAGUGAAAGCUGCCAUAAAAAAAUGAUUGACAAAAAGGCCAUGCACAAAGUUGGAAUGGUGCAGAGAGUUCAAAAUGAAGUGAAGAUUCAUUGUCAGCUAAAACAUCCCUCUAUACUGGAGUUGUAUAAUUACUUUGAAGAUAGCAACUAUGUGUACCUGAUAUUAGAGAUGUGUCAUAAUGGAGAAAUGAGCAGAUAUUUAAAAAACAGAAGGAAACCUUUCUCUGAGGAAGAAGUUCGACACUUCAUGCAUCAGAUUAUUACAGGGAUGCUGUACCUUCAUUCCCAUGGAAUCCUGCACCGAGACCUCACACUCUCCAACCUCUUACUCACCAACAAUAUGAGCAUCAAGAUUGCUGAUUUUGGACUAGCAACCCAACUGAGAAUGCCUCAUGAAAAGCAUUACACAAUGUGUGGGACUCCCAAUUACAUUUCUCCAGAAAUAGCCACAAGAAGUGCGCAUGGACUUGAAUCUGAUGUUUGGUCUUUGGGGUGUAUGUACUAUACUCUUCUGGUUGGAAAGCCACCUUUUGAUACUGAUACAGUAAAGAACACCCUGAACAAAGUGGUAUUGGCAGAUUAUGAAAUGCCAGCGUAUUUAUCGAUAGAGGCUCAAGACCUUAUUCAUCAGUUACUUCGCAAAAACCCAGCAGAUCGCUUAAGUCUCUCAUCGGUUUUGGAUCAUCCUUUUAUGUCUAAGUGUAACUCGGCAAGAAGCAAGGAUAUGGGAACUGCGGAGGAUUCAAUGGAUAGUGGAAAUGCCACCAUUUCUACAGCGUUUACCACCUCCUCCAGUGUAAAUACUAGUGGCUGCUUAAAGGAAAAGAAAAGACUUUUAAUGGGCCAGCCACUCCCCAAUAAAAUGACUGUUCUUCCUAGAAAUAAGAACACCAGUGAUGUCUCUUCUGGGGAUGGAAGCAGGGAUGGAAGCAGUUCUUAUCACAACUGGGGACUUCCAGUGCAAGAAAUACAUAAUACUGGUAGAGGAAGGGCAAUGCCGUUGAUGGAAGAGCGACCGCAUUCACGCUACCUCAGGAGGGCACAUUCCUCUGAAAGACCUGGUACAUCCCAUAGCCAGAAUCAGGGAAUACCUGAUCAUGUGGAGAGAUGUCAUUCUAUGGAAACCCUCUCAAAACCCAGAGCAGGGAUAACUGAAAACAUCAAGGAUUUCUCUCCUGCAAAUAGCCAUGGUGAUAUUGCUGCAGUGUUUAAAGAAAAACUUCCAACUGGUUCUGGCUCAAUGGAAAAACAUCUCUCUCCACCUGUGAAGGAUCAAGUUUGUUCAAAUUAUCUCUGCCCAGUGAAGCCCAAUAUUGACUUAUUAGAACCAAAGUCUCAAGCUGAAACAAUGCAGCGAUGGCAGGAAGAACUUUCAUAUCACAACAGUGCCAGGAAUGCAAAUGGGGAUUUGCCUUUUCAUCUUGGUGUACCUCAAGAAAUGCUGAAACAUGCAUGGAAUGGCUUAAAAGGCAAAAAGUCACAAAACAGUGCACAAACAACAAUGCCAGCUGUGGGAUCACUGGAUGGAAAGAAAUUCACCGCUGAGCUUCUCUGUAGAGCUGAAAAGGCUCUGCCAACAACUGCACUAGAUUUCCAUCCAGUUUCUGAAGCCAGGAAAAAAUGGGGCGAAGAACAACAGUAUGGUCAUUCAAAACUUAUGCUGCGAAGUAUUGUAUCUCCUCUGAACGCUCACAGGUUAAAACCAAUCAGGCAAAAAACAAAAAAUGCAGUGGUUAGUAUUUUAGAUACAGGAGAAGUGUAUAUGGAAUUUCUGAAAGAAUACGGUUCCCAUGAAUUGGUAAAAGAAGUUAUGAGAAUAUCUUGUGAUGGAAAUGGGAUCACAGUUUAUCAUCCAAAUGAAGGAAAAGGCUUUCCCCUUAAAGACAGACCUCCAUCUCUGCCUGAAGACUUAAAUAGUUAUAGCUUUGACAACUUGCCAGAGAAAUACUGGAAAAAAUAUCAGUAUGCAGCCAAAUUUGUUGAGUUGGUAAGAUCUAAAACACCUAAAGUUACCUUCUAUACCAGAUAUGCGAAGUGCAUGUUGAUGGAAAAUUGUCCUCCCGCAGAUGUGGAAAUUUGUUUUUAUGAUGGGGCAAAAAUACACAAGUCAGCAGGUUUAAUUCGAGUAAUAGAAAAAUCUGGGAAAGCCUAUACCCUAAAAGAAGAAACUGAUUUAGAGAAUGAUAUGCAGAUAUAUGUGAAUCAUGCAAAUGAGGGUCAUCGAAUUUGCCUCGCACUGGAGUCUGCUAUUUUGGUAGAAGAAAGAAGUGAAAGUAUUCCAUUUUUCCCCAUUAUUGUUGGGAGGAAACCAGGAAAUCCCGAGUCUCCAAAGCCUUUGCUACCACCUCCUGUAAUACCAGGUACAUGCCUUUCUUUGAAUGAAGUUGCUUCACUGAAGGGAAACACGGCUGCCAGAUACAAAUCUCCCAGUCAAGCACUUCAUCCAUCUAUGGUGUCAUGUGAAGGAUCUGCAUUCACAGCAGCUGUGACAGAGUCAAAGUGCUCUCCAGCUCACCAAAAUGAGUGUGUUGUAAAUUCAGCUCAGCUCUUGAAGUCUGUCUUUGUAAAAAAUGUUGGCUGGGCCUCUCAGCUAACAAGUGGAGCUGUGUGGGUUCAGUUUAAUGAUGGAUCUCAGUUGGUGGCUCAGGCUGGUGUUUCUUCUAUCACAUAUACAUCUCCAGAUGGCCACACUGUUCAGUAUGGAGAAAAUGAGAAAUUGCCUGAAUACAUCAGAGAGAAGCUGCAUUGUUUAUCUUCCAUUCUGGUGAUGUUUACCAAUCCAGUUGGACCCCACUGAAGCUACUGGAUAUGAAAGCUUAAUAACUAUCUUAAUGAAGCAGAGCUUCCUAUAUAGUCAGUCCUACCUUCUAACCUGGAGUAAAUGGAGGGCGCUGAAGAGUUACUGUAUCCUGCUUAGCUAAGCACUUGUAAAAGUUUUCAGAGGUGUGAUCAAAUUAAGACAAAAUUGUUCGCGGUUUUAUAUAAUGAAUUAUAAGAAAUCACUGGGAUCAUCUUUUGCCAGGUUUUUCCAUAAAAGGAGGCUGAAUUGUACAUUUGUUUACUCCAUUGUUCUGACAAUUCUUAUAUCAAGAAAAUACAUCUCUGCUGUUGCAGUUUUUGUAUAUGUAAAUACCUUGUAUUUUAUGUGGUUUUGAAGUAGUAUGUAAAGUGUACUGUCUUAUAAUUGUUUUAUAUUUUAUUUUUGUAAGUUUCUAAUGAAAUAUCCCUGCAAAAGCUUAAAAAAAAUAAAUGCAGUGAUAUCUGUUGAGAUGCCUUGUUUCAUAUAGCACAAAUUUAUGCGGCAUAGUCUUCUAGGAUAUAGAGAAUUGUACAGGAUUGUUCCUCUCUAAAACAUCUAUUUGAAUAUGAUUUCUGAAUGUCUGUCUUUGUCAAAGACGAGGGAAGUAUGUUAUGAGGUCCCUUGUGUACCUAAAACGCUAGUCUAUUAUGUAUUAAGGUUUGUUCGUUGAAGCAAACUGAACUAUGAAGCAGUGAUUUUGUUUUGUUUUUCUAAGGCAGUGUCACUGUGGAUAUCAUUUAUCCAAACAAAGCUGCUAUUUGGGUUUUAGGCACACUGGAAGGAAGGAGCGACUUAUCUUAAACUGGCAAGUUUAAUAGGAAAUUUCUUGGCAGCAUUCCCCAUAAGCUUACAUUUGCAAUUAAAAAUGUUACAGUGCAAUUAAA